CUGCUGUCCACUAAAAUGGGCCUGAAAGUCACGUGGGACCCACCCAAAGAUGCUACCAGUAGACCCGUGGAGCAUUACAACAUUGCCUAUGGGAAGUCACUGAAAAGUCUUAAAUACAUCAAGGUGAAUGCGGAGACCUACUCCUUCCUUAUCGAGGAUGUGGAGCCUGGGGUAGUGUACUUUGUGCUGGUAACUGCAGAAAACCACAGUGGAGUGAGCCGUCCGGUUUACAGAGCAGAAAGCCCACCUGGAGGUGAAUGGAUCAAGAUUGAUGGUUUUCCCAUCAAGGGUCCAGGACCAUUUAAUGAAACCGUCACAGAAAAGGAAGUGCCCAACAAGCCCUUGCGUGUGCGCGUCCGGUCCUCAGACGACAGGCUGUCCGUUGCGUGGAAGGCGCCACGUAUGUCUGGAGCCAAGAGUCCACGCAGAUCACGGGGUUUUCUCCUGGGCUACGGGGAAAGUGGCCGGAAGAUGAAUUAUGUUCCACUGACAAGAGAUGAGCGAACACACGAAAUUAAAAAGCUAGCCUCAGAGUCAGUGUACGUGGUCUCCCUGCAGUCUAUGAACUCCCAGGGGCAGAGCCAGCCAGUCUACAGGGCUGCCCUAACGAAACGGAAGAUCUCAGAAGAAGAUGAGCUGGACAUACCUAAAGACAUCAGUGUCCGGGUUAUGUCAUCCCAAUCUGUGCUUGUGGCCUGGGUGGAUCCUGUCGUGGAAAAACAGAAGAAAGUUGUUGCAUCAAGACAGUACACUGUGCGCUACCGAGAGAAGGGGGAAUUGGCCAGGUGGGAUUACAAGCAGAUCACAAACAGGCGUGUGCUUGUGGAGAACCUGAUUCCAGACACUGUGUAUGAAUUUGCAGUCCGUAUCUCACAGGGUGAAAGAGAUGGCAAAUGGAGUACUUCCGUCUUCCAAAGAACACCAGAAUCCGCUCCUACCACAGCUCCUGAAAACUUGAACGUCUGGCCAGUCAAUGGCAAACCUACUGUUGUCACUGUAUCUUGGGAUGCACUACCUGAGACUGAGGGGAAAGUAAAAGAAUACAUUCUUUCAUACGCCCCGGCUCUCAAGCCAUUUGGAGCAAAGUCCCUCUCCUAUCCUGGAGACACUACUUCUGCCCUGGUGGAUGGUCUGCAGCCCGGGGAACGCUACCUUUUCAAAAUCCGAGCCGCCAACAGGAGAGGCCCAGGACCUCACUCCAAAGCCUUCAUUGUCACUAUGCCAACAACCAGUAGCCGUGAGGCGAAUGUUCGGCAAAACACAGAGGAUGAUGGGAAACCUGAAAAACCUGAGCCUUCCUCAUCUUCUCCCAAAGCCCCAGCUUCCUCAAAACACCCUCUUCUGCCUGUUUCUCCCAGAGGUGGAAAUGUCAAGGACCUUCUUCUUGACUUGAAGAACAAAAUACUGGCUAAUGGUGGGGUGCCCAGAAAACCCCAGCUUCACCCUAAGAAGACUGAAGGGGUGGAUCUUCAGUCAACAGAAGUCACCAGUGAGGAGGAGCCAGAUUCCCUCGAGGACCCACCCACGUCCCCCUUGGAGACCCAAGACCAGAGGCGAGCUCUGAGGCCGAUAAGCAGACAUGGCCACUCGGUUGCUCCUGGCAGGACUCCAGCGAGGGCCCGGACACCAGUGCUGCCCCGCAGAGAAGGCGUAGAUCAGCGUGGCUCCCUACAGGCCACUCACCCCCGUACAGGGGCAGCCUCCUCCACAUCGGCCUCUCCUGCCCACCACCUGGCCACCCAGGGCACUUCUCACCGCUCUUCAGGGAGACCUUCUGGCAGCCUGCCUGCCAGUUCUGUUGACAACGACUCAGCGGACAGAGACAAGGAGGAGCAGGCAGCAGGCUCUCUUCACCCCAAGGACACCUCCACCCACCCCCGGCUAGCCCUGUCCCCCAGCCGUCAGUCUGUCUCCAGCGUCCUGCGGGACAGAAGCUCCGUGCACCAUGGCACAAAACCAGCCUUGGCAGUGCGGAGGCCACCCCAUUCUGGGGCCGUGGAGGAAGAUUCCAGCGCCCCGGCCCCACCCUCGAGACUUUCUCCACCCCAUGGGGGGUCACCUCGCCUGCCACCCACCCAACCACACCCAGGUCCUCCACUCUCCAGGGGCUGGAAGGAUGGUCGUGAGGCACCAGCCACCAACUCCUAUGCACCAUCACGGUCUGCCAUGUCUUCCUCCAUCUCAUCACACCUCUCCUCCAGGACGCAUGUCUCUGGGGGGGUGCAUGCGUCUGAUGGCCAGGGAGACAGUGACAGCGAUGCAGAAGACAGAGGGAGGCAGGCUGAGGCCACUGCCCAGACGCUGCGCACCCGGCCUGCCUCUGGACACUUCCAUUUACUCAGACACAGGCCCUUUGCUACCAAUGGCAGGUCUCCAAACAGGUUCGGCAGCGGUCGCGGACUUCGGCCGCAGCCCUCUGGCUCCCCUCAGUCCACGGUGCCCCCUCGCGUCCACUCCAGGGUUCAUUCUCACCCAGUGCUGCACCCCCGGCUGGAUUCUGGUAUCCAUGGAGACCGGGAGGAUGAGAAGCCACUUCCUGCCACCGUGGUAAAUGACCACGUGCCUUCCGCCUCCAGGCAGCCCACCUCUCAGGGCUGGGACUCCCUAAGAAGAAGCCCCCAGAGAGGGGCCAGCUUGCCUCGGAAGGAGCCCACCCCAGAGAACCCCAAAUCCGCAGGGACGGAUGCGCAUCCUCAGGGCAAAUCCACCUCUCUGUCCUCUAAGGCGCAGGACGUUCAACAGAGCACAGACGUGGUCACGGAGGGCCAUUCUCCCAAAACACAGGCAGUGGCCACGGGCCGCCAACUAUCCCCGGCUCGUCUUCCAGCUGCGCGGACCCAGCACCACCCGGGGUCCAGUGUUCCCCGAAGGAUGACACCCGGCCGGGCCCCAGAAAAGCAGCCCCCUCCUCCCGUCUCCACGGCCCAGCACCUGCCCUCUGGCCCCCAGGACGCCGGACGGUCACUCUCCCAGCCCAAGCUCGCGCUUGCCCCGCCCCGAGCCCGCGUCCCCGGCCGGGCAGGGUCCCAGGCGGGGCAGAAGGAGGGGGGCGCACGCCCGGCCGCCCCCGGGAGGACCGAGUCGCCUUCCAAGCGGCCUCUGCCGUCCAAGUCUCAGCAGUCGGUCUCGGAGGAGGAGGAGGAGGACGCGGGCUUUUUGAAAGGAGGAAAGGAGGACCUUCUGUCUUCCUCUGUCCCCAAGUGGCCCUCUUCCUUCGUCCCCAGGGGCAGCAAGCAUGCCGACGGCAGCCUCGCCAAGGACAAGAGGGAGCCCGUCGUUGCGCUCGCCCACCGCGGAGGAAGCCCCUCCCAGGAAGAGAGCGCGGCUUCCGGGAGGCGACCGCUCCUGCCUCCUCCAGGCAGUCCCCCAAGAACUUCCCACCUACCUCCCCGACAGCCGCCGCGCAGCCCUGCCACCUCGGGCCCCGUGGUGGGCACCUCCACCUGGCCGCGGUACCCCACCCGCGCCCCGCCCAGCUAUUCCUCCACGACCCCCAUGCUGUCCUUGCGCCAGAGGAUGAUGCAUUCCAGGUUCCGGAACCCUUUCUCCCGCCAGCCUGUGAGACCCCCCUACAGACAAGGUUACAACGGCAGACCAAAUGGAGAAGGGCAGGUCCUUCCUGGUAGUAAUGGAAAACCAAACGGACAAAGAAUUAUCAAUGGCCCUCAAGGAACAAAGUGGGUGGUGGACCUUGAUCGUGGGUUAGUAUUGAAUGCAGAAGGAAGGUACCUCCAGGAUUCACAUGGAAAUCCUCUUCGGGUUAAACUAGGAGGCGAUGGUCGAACCAUUGUGGAUCUGGAAGGUACCCCUGUGGUGAGUCCUGAUGGCCUCCCCCUCUUUGGGCAGGGGCGACAUGGCACACCCCUGGCCAGUGCCCAGGAUAAGCCAAUUUUGAGUCUUGGAGGGAAACCCCUGGUGGGCUUGGAGGUCAUCAAAACAACCACGCAAGCCCCCACCACAACUGCACGGCCUACCACUACUACCACCCCCCUGCCUACCACCACGACCCCAAGGCCCACGACCACCACCACCCGCCGUACGACCACUACUCGCCGCACGACCACCACCCGCCGUCCAACCACCGCGCGCCCGACGACCACAAUCCGAACCACCGUGCGGACCACCACCACCACCACCGCCACCACCCCCGAACCCACCACCCCCAUUCCCACCUGUCCCCCUGGGACCCUGGAACGGCAGGAUGAUGAUGGCAACCUGAUAAUGGGCUCAAAUGGAAUCCCAGAGUGCUACCCCGAAGAAGGUUGCUUCUACAGUGGAUCUGAUGACAUUAGGUAUAUCUGGAAAUGUGACGAGCCAGAUGAACAUCUUCAAGAAUGUAUCACAGAGCCAGAUGAACAUCUUCAAGAAU
This is a messenger RNA of Carlito syrichta (Philippine tarsier), 4369 nucleotides long. RefSeq names its product fibronectin type III domain containing 1 (gene FNDC1). The record is from RefSeq and is a predicted model, not a curated record. The transcript has 15 exons. The annotation marks the transcript as partial. Gene Ontology annotation, molecular function: protein binding. NCBI's taxonomy places the organism in Eukaryota, Metazoa, Chordata, Mammalia, Primates, Tarsiidae.